This is a messenger RNA of Sclerotinia sclerotiorum 1980 UF-70, 159 nucleotides long. RefSeq lists its product with no specific name. The transcript has 3 exons. Bases 1 to 159 code for a protein of 52 amino acids. NCBI's taxonomy places the organism in Eukaryota, Fungi, Ascomycota, Leotiomycetes, Helotiales, Sclerotiniaceae. The record is from RefSeq and is a predicted model, not a curated record.
AUGCGGUUGUACCCUUACAACAGGGUGAGAGAAUUAUUUUCCGAGGCUGUCUCCGAGAUGUAUGGCCUUUCUCUACACGGAGGCGGGUCAAGAGAAACAAUGCAACAUUGUUCUCCUCGUCGUCAGGCCGGAAAACAUACUCGUACUAUAAACGUCUAG